Molecule: messenger RNA, 2187 nt
Organism: Rangifer tarandus platyrhynchus (Svalbard reindeer)
Lineage: Eukaryota; Metazoa; Chordata; Mammalia; Artiodactyla; Cervidae
Source: the annotation of a GenBank genome assembly
AUGGCGGCCGACAGCCGAGAGGAGAAAGAUGGAGAACUUAAUGUUCUAGAUGAUAUUUUGACUGAAGUACCAGAACAGGAUGAUGAGCUCUAUAAUCCAGAGAGUGAACAAGAUAAAAAUGAGAAAAAGGGUUCAAAAAGAAAAAGUGACCGAAUGGAAUCAACUGACACAAAGCGACAAAAGCCUUCUGUUCAUUCAAGACAAUUGAUUUCUAAGCCACUGACCUCAUCAGUUAACAAUAACAAAAGAAUGGUUAGUACAAAAGGAAAAUCAGUCACAGAGUAUAAAAAUGAGGAGUAUCAAAGAUCUGAAAGAAACAAGCGGUUAGAAGCUGAUCGGAAGAUUCGUUUGUCAAGCAGUGCCUCUAGAGAACCUUAUAAGAGUCAGCCUGACAAAACUUGUCUGCGGAAAAGGGAUCCUGAAAGGAGGGUCAAAUCCCCUACACCAGAUGAUUCUGAGAGAAUUGGGCUUGAAGUGGAUAGACGUGCAAGCAGAUCCAGCCAGUCUUCUAAGGAGGAAGUGAACUCUGAAGAAUAUGGCUCUGACCACGAGACUGGCAGCAGUGGUUCUUCUGAUGAGCAAGGCAACAACACUGAGAAUGAGGAGGAGGGGGUGGAAGAUGUGGAGGAAGACGAAGAGGUAGAAGAAGAUGCAGAGGAAGAUGAAGAGGUGGAUGAAGAUGGCGAGGAGGAGGAGGAGGAAGAAGAGGAGGAGGAGGAAGAAGAGGAGGAGGAAGAGGAGGAAGAAGAAUAUGAACAGGAUGAGAGAGACCAGAAGGAAGAGGGAAAUGACUAUGACACUAGAAGUGAGGCUAGCGACUCUGAUUCUGAAUCUGUUACCUUCACGGAUGGGUCCGUCAGAUCUGGUUCAGGAACAGAUGGAUCAGAUGAGAAAAAGAAGGAAAGAAAGAGAGCUAGAGGCAUAUCUCCUAUUAUUUUUGAUAGAAGUGGAAGCUCUGCAUCGGAGUCAUAUGCAGGUUCAGAAAAGAAGCAUGAGAAAUUAUCAUCUUCCGUUCGUGCUGUCCGAAAAGAUCAAACCAGUAAACUCAAAUAUGUUCUACAGGAUGCAAGAUUUUUUCUGAUAAAGAGUAACAACCAUGAGAAUGUGUCCCUUGCCAAAGCUAAGGGUGUAUGGUCUACACUGCCUGUAAAUGAGAAGAAAUUAAAUGUUGCAUUCAGAUCUGCAAGGAGUGUUAUCUUAAUAUUUUCUGUGAGAGAGAGUGGAAAAUUUCAAGGAUUUGCAAGACUUUCUUCAGAAUCACAUCAUGGAGGAUCUCCUAUACAUUGGGUACUUCCAGCAGGAAUGAGUGCUAAAAUGCUGGGAGGUGUCUUUAAAAUUGAUUGGAUUUGCAGGCGUGAAUUACCCUUUACUAAGUCAGCUCAUCUCACCAAUCCUUGGAAUGAACAUAAGCCAGUAAAGAUUGGACGUGAUGGACAGGAAAUUGAACUUGAAUGUGGAACCCAGCUUUGUCUUCUAUUUCCCCCUGAUGAAAGUAUUGACUUGUAUCAGGUCAUUCAUAAAAUGCGUCACAAGAGAAGAAUGCAUUCUCAGCCCCGAUCAAGAGGACGACCAUCCCGUCGAGAACCAGUCCGGGAUGUGGGAAGGCGUCGACCAGAAGAUUAUGAUAUUCAUAACAGCAGAAAGAAACCAAGGAUUGACUAUGCCCCUGAGUUUCAUCAGAGACCAGGGUAUUUAAAGGAUCCACGAUACCAGGAAGUAGAUAGACGGUUUUCAGGAGUUCGCCGAGAUGUAUUUUUAAAUGGGUCCUACAAUGAUUAUGUGAGGGAAUUUCAUAACAUGGGACCACCACCACCUUGGCAAGGAAUGACUCCUUAUCCUGGAAUGGAACAACCUCCCCACCAUCCUUACUAUCAGCACCAUGCUCCACCUCCUCAAGCUCAUCCCCCUUAUUCAGGACAUCACCCAGUACCACAUGAAGCAAGAUACAGAGAUAAACGAGUACAUGAUUAUGAUAUGAGGGUGGAUGAUUUCCUUCGUCGAACACAGGCUGUUGUCAGUGGCCGGAGAAGUAGACCCCGUGAAAGAGAUCGGGAGCGAGAACGAGACCGCCCUAGAGAUAACAGAAGAGACAGAGAGCGAGAUAGAGGACGUGAUAGAGAAAGAGAAAGAGAGCGAUUAUGUGAUCGGGACAGAGACCGAGGGGAGAGAGGUAGAUAUAGGAGAUAA